Corticium candelabrum is the source of this 978-nucleotide messenger RNA. RefSeq lists its product as uncharacterized. The coding region runs from base 17 to 943 and encodes 308 amino acids. The transcript has a single exon. The record is from RefSeq and is a predicted model, not a curated record. NCBI's taxonomy places the organism in Eukaryota, Metazoa, Porifera, Homoscleromorpha, Homosclerophorida, Plakinidae. Gene Ontology annotation, molecular function: GTP binding.
AGCGUUUCCAAGCACCAUGUUCAGCCGCUCUAUGACUGCUUCAGGCCAUCGCCGUACCGUUUUGCUCAUAGGUAGGACAGGAAAUGGCAAGUCAGCUUGCAGCAAUGUCAUCGCUGGUUGCGACCCUUCCAAUUCUGAAUCACAGCUCUUCAAAGAAAGCGACGGUUGUGGUAGUGAAACCAAGGUCAUUCACGUGGAGACGGUAACGUUCACCCAGAGCCACAACAACUACGCUAUAAAAAUUGUUGAUACCAUUGGUCUUGGAGAUACAGACUUGUCGGAAACGGAAGUGCUGAAGUGCCUAGCUAACGUUUGUACCGUGUGCAAGGAAGGCAUCAACGUUGUUUUCUUUGUGGUUGGACGUCGCAUGACAAAAGAAGAAGCCGAUGCUUGGGAUAUUAUUUGGAAGAUCAUAUUUACUGCAGAUAUCUGCAAGUUUACAACAUUGAUUCGCACCCAGUUUCCAAAAUUCAUGGAACCUGUUCGAGUUGCUGCCGACAGCGAUGCUCUGACAAAAUGUGAAAAAGGCAGCAGAGUCAUGAAAAAGGUCAAAAAGAUCAUUCACGUCGACAAUCCACCGUCUGACUACCCAACCUCACAAGCAACUCGUACACAGUCAAGAGAGCUGCUACUGGCGGAAAUUAUUAUGCGCGACGAAGUUUACAAACCGCCGCAGUUAGAUGACGUGAAUGAGCGUGUAUCGAAUUACUGUGAGGACAUGGCUACUGCAAAAGAGAGAAUAGCUAAGCUAGAAUCUAAAGUGGAAAGACUAGAGAGUCAGAGCGAAAUCGACAAAUUUCGUUAUCAAGCAGAACUUGCUAAUGAGAGGGAAAAAGCUGUUCGAGCAGAGCUUGCAGUACAUCGCGAAAUGACUAAGUUUCUUAAAGAAAGAGUAUACCAACAUGAAGCUGAACGUGCCAACUCUUCGUGCCUCAUACUUUAGAAUCAGCUAAAAAACAAACGUGCACGUGGUGUAUU